AUGUCAGGGAAUUACCAGACGGCUUCACCGAGCGGGACCGGCCAUCUGCCCAGUCUGCUAGCCCGCCUCCUGCUCCAAUCACACGCCGACCAGCAGACCGGUUCGGCGAGUUUAUGCGACCCCAAGGUCUUGCACAUCGGCACGAGCUCGGAGAAGUCCAAGCUGGGCGCGGGGGAUUGGGCGUGGGGAUGCGGAUACCGCAACUUGCAGAUGCUCUUCUCGACAAUCAUCGCUCGACAAGCCUACCGCCAGACUCUCCUCUCCCACCCUUUACUCAUCUCUUGUACCACCACACCGCAGACGACGGGGAUCCCUAGUAUUACGCUGUGGCAACAGAUCAUCGAGGAUGCUUGGAAAGCCGGGUUCGACCCCGACGGGGCUGCCCAUUUCAACGCUCGCUUGGUCGGCAAAAAACAGUGGAUCGGGACAACUGAGGUUUAUGUUGCGCUCUGCAGAUUGGGUCUAAGAUGCCAAAUCGUAGACUUCCCUGGCCCGUCUGGUCCUAACGGCCAACAUACUAAAUUGAUACAAUGGGUCGAAAAUUACUUCAAAUCUGCAUCAACCCUAACUGACAACGACCAAUCAUCAUCAGCGGUCGAGAUAACGAGUCGGUUCCCGUUAUACUUCCAACACGACGGACACAGCCGAACGAUCAUAGGCAUCGAGACGGACGCGAAGCAACAACCGCAACUCCUGAUCCUCGACCCCGCCAAGAAAGUGGCGAGUCCGUUGAAGAAGAUCUCGGAGCAAAUGUCGAACACCGAGGAUUUGGAAGACUCGGAUGAGAUCGAGAUCCUAGACCGGCCACCAAGUUCAUCAAAGACCUUCAUACCGAACAAGUCCUCUUCGAAGACACCCCUGACCAUGCCUACUAAACGUGCAACCAAAGCCAAGCCGACCGUGCUCGACUUGCAUGCACAUCCGAAACUGCUUGGCGCCCAUCGUCUGACACUCAAAGAGCUUAGCAAGAAGAAACAGUACCAGAUCCUUUAUGUUAUCGAUUGUGUGCCUAAAUUGGCACAGGAUGACGUCGAGCAACAUAAGCUUCAUACCAUCCGUUCUCUCCGAAUCGUCUAA
Molecule: messenger RNA, 1077 nt
Organism: Puccinia graminis f. sp. tritici CRL 75-36-700-3
Lineage: Eukaryota; Fungi; Basidiomycota; Pucciniomycetes; Pucciniales; Pucciniaceae
Exons: 6
Coding region: 1-1077 (358 amino acids)
Source: RefSeq, a predicted model, not a curated record